This is a messenger RNA of Prunus mume (Japanese apricot), 2736 nucleotides long. RefSeq names its product putative disease resistance protein RGA3. Gene Ontology annotation, molecular function: ADP binding. The record is from RefSeq and is a predicted model, not a curated record. NCBI's taxonomy places the organism in Eukaryota, Viridiplantae, Streptophyta, Magnoliopsida, Rosales, Rosaceae.
UUGUAUUCUCGGUCUUCCACUCUCAUAUGAAUAUUGCUUUUCUUUCUCUUCCUCACACAUUGCUUUUCGUACUGUAUACACCCUCUCAACAAAACCAUGGCUGAUCUUGCCUUUCCUUUGGCAACCAAACUCAUUGAAAAGCUCGGGUCCAUUACUUCUGAGCAGAUCUUCUUGGCAUGGGGCGUUGAAGCUGAUCUGAAAAAGCUUCAGCGCACGAUGUCCAUCAUCAAAGAUGUUCUCUUGGAUGCCGAACAAAAGCAAGAACAUAACCAGCAGAUACGCAGUUGGCUAAGACAGCUUAAAGAUGCAUUUCUCGAUGCCGAGGACUUGUUGGAUGAGUUUGAGUGCGAAGCUUUGCGGAGGGAAGUGGUGGAAACAUUUCAUGGCACAACUGGAAAGGUACGCCGUUUCUUCUCUCGUUCUAAUCCAAUCGCAUUCCGUUUCAGAGUAGGCAAUGAAAUCAAGGAGAUUAGAGAGAGGUUAGAUGGACUCAAGUCCGAUAAGGCUAUGUUUGAUUCUCUCACUAGUAUUGAUCAUCAUGGAGGUGGUGGUGAUCAUCAUGAAAGAGUGAAUGUGACCCACUCCUUCGUUCGUGCUUCAAAGGUUAUUGGUAGAGAAUCUGAGAAGAAACAAAUUGUAAAUCUCUUGAUGGAACAAGGUGAUGAUGAUCAAAGUGGGAAUGGGAAUGUCUCUGUUAUUCCUAUAGUGGGGAUUGGAGGUUUAGGGAAGACCACACUUGCCAAGUUGGUGUACGAUGAUGAAAGGGUCGUUGGGCAUUUCCAAAAGAGGAUGUGGGUGUCUGUUUCAGUGGACUUUGAAAUUACUAGAUUGAUAAAGAUGGUUCUUAGUUCCGCAUUAGAUACAGAGAUGGGUGAUAAAUUGAGUCUGGAUCAAUUGCAAGGAAGGCUACGUCAUGCUUUAAAGGAUAAUAAAUUUUUGCUUGUUUUGGAUGAUGUUUGGAAUGAGGAUCCUAUUAAAUGGAGUGAGUUAAGAGAUUUAUUGAUAGAGGGAGCCAAGUCAGGAAGUAAGAUUUUAGUGACCACAAGAAAUACCUCGGUUGCUGAGAUGAUGGGUACCAUUCCAACAAGCAUUAAUUUAGAAUUUCUUUCUUUCAAGGAUUGUUUGUCUUUGUUUGUAGAAUGUGCUUUUAAAGAGGGACGUGAUAAAGGCUAUCCUAACCUCUUUGAAAUGGGAAAGGAUAUUGUCAGAAAGUGCGGAGGGGUUCCACUGGCAGUGAAAACUUUAGGGAGUCAACUAUACUCAAAGACUGAUGAACGAGAAUGGAAAUUGGUGAGAGAUUCUGAGAUAUGGAAAUUAGAAGGGGAAGGUGCUGGUCACAUCUUACCUGCUCUGAAAUUGAGUUAUACCCAAUUGCCUCCUCAUUUGAGACAAUGUCUUGCUUACUGUUCCCAUCUUCAGAAGGAUUGGAUUAAAUAUAGUAGUUAUGAAUUGAUCAGAUAUUGGAUAGCACAUGGAAUCCUUGAUCAGUAUCAUGUUCAUGGGAAUAUGGAGUUGGAAGACAUUGGGGAGUUGUAUUUUAAGGAUUUAUGGGCGAGAUCCUUCUUUCAAAACGUUAUUGAUAAUCAUAUUUUCUUCAAAUUUGAUAUGCAUGAUCUUAUCCAUGAUCUUGUACAAUCAAUUGCACAAGGUGAGUGUUUUACAGUGAAGUCUGCAAACACCAAAGACAUAUCUAAAAAUGUUAGACAUUUGACAGUUUUGGAAGCUGACCAAAAUGUUUUAACAACCUUGCAAAAGUUGAACAAAGUGCGGACUAUAACAGCAGAGGAAACAAAGAUUGAUGAAUCCUUCAUGUGCACUUGCUUUUCAAGACUCAAGUAUUUGCGAGUGGUUGUGUUACCUAGAUGUUCAUUACAAGUGUUGCCAAGUUCCAUUGGUUCCUUGAAACAUUUGAGAAAUCUGAACUUGAGUUAUAAUGAAGCAAUAACGAAACUCCCCAAUACAAUUUGCAAACUGCAGAGCUUGCAAAGUCUCGAUCUUGAUGGAUGUGGAAAUCUUGAAGAGUUGCCCAGAGAUGUAAGCAAAUUGAUCAGCCUCACAUCACUUUGGUUAACGACGAAACAAACAAGUUUGACAGAGAAUGGAGUGGGAUGCUUGAAAUCACUUCAAUUUCUUGGUAUUGUCAAGUGUAGUAAUUUAACCUCUUUGCCAUGUGAAAUAAGCUAUCUUGCUUCCUUACGGACUCUAGUGCUAGACAAAUGUGAACAACUGGAUUUGGGGAAAGUAAAUUAUCAAGGAACUCCACUGAGGCUUCAAAAAUUGUGGAUUAUAAAUUUACCACGGAUGGUGGCAUUGCCUGAAUGGCUUCAAGGAGUGGCUAACACCCUUCAAUUCUUGGCUAUUGACGUGUGUGAGAAUUUGGAGGCAUUACCCGAGUGGUUGGCAAGUUUCACAUCACUCAAAAAGUUGGUCAUUGGUUCAUGUCAAAAAUUGUCGUCUCUGCCAGAGGGGAUGCGUUCUCUUACCUCCUUAAGAGAUCUUGUGAUUGUUGAUUGUCCUGAAUUGGAGAGGAGAUGCCAGCGUGACAUUGGAGAAGAUUGUCCCAAGAUUUCUCAUGUGCCAUAUGUUUCCUUUCACUGGUUGGAUUGAUUUCUCGAUAUAUAAUAGAUGCAAACAAGGUGGAUCCCUCUCGUGUGUUUGUUCUGUACUAAUUUCUAGUUUCUUUCUUCAGCUAUCUUAGUAUUUCUUUCUUUCCCCUUGUUUGUUUGUUGUGUUGUG